GAGCCGCUCCUGCCUCCACCAAUGACAAGCAGGCGACGAGUCAGGCUUGGAUUUAUAUCCCUUCAGCAGCUCGCGCUUGUUGUCAUUGCAGCGGCGACGCUCGAAGGGGGAGGUUGCAGAGAAGCAGCAGCGGCUGAGGGCUCUUCCUUCUCUGCGCCCUUCCCUCCGCCAUGUCCGGCCGGGGCAAAUCCGGCGGCAAGGCCCGCGCCAAGGCCAAGUCGCGCUCCUCGCGGGCCGGGCUGCAGUUCCCGGUGGGGCGCGUGCACCGCCUGCUGCGGAAGGGCAACUACGCGGAGCGGGUGGGCGCCGGGGCCCCCGUGUACCUGGCGGCCGUGCUGGAGUACCUCUCGGCCGAGAUCCUGGAGCUGGCCGGCAACGCGGCGCGGGACAACAAGAAGACCCGCAUCAUCCCGCGCCACCUCCAGCUCGCCAUCCGCAACGACGAGGAGCUCAACAAGCUGCUGGGCGGCGUCACCAUCGCCCAGGGAGGCGUCCUGCCCAACAUCCAGGCCGUGCUCCUGCCCAAGAAGACCCAGAGCUCCAAGAAGUGAGGGCGGCGCCCAGGACGGGUUCGGGAGUGCGGAAAGCGGGUGGCCCCGGAGAAGCCCACCCAACCCGGACACUGAGCCGCAUCCCCUUGGCCCCCUCCUCCUCUCCCCUUCUCUUCUCCCUGGUGCUCUGCCCGCCUCUCACCCCUUCAGCCUGGUCCCUUCAGCACUCUUGGGUCAAUCUGCUCCAUUCAGCACUCUUGUAUUCCCUCUCUUUGUGGGAAAAGGGUCAUCUUCCUCUUUUUCCCAUGUCACCAAAGGGUUCACGGCCCUCUUAGUCACUCUCCAUGACUGUUUCCUUCCAUCUGGUCUCUCCCCCCUCCCACCUUUAGCUUAGACCAGGCAUGAGCAAACUUGGGCGCUCCCUCCAGUUGUUUUGGACUUCAACUCCCACCAUUCCUAACAGCCUCAGGCCCCUUCCUUUCCCUUAGCUUUCGCUUAAGCGGCUGGGGGGGGGGGAGAGGAAAGGGCCUGAGGCUGUUAGGAGUAGUGGGAAUUGAAGUCCAAACCCCCUGGAGAGAGGGCCCAAGUUCGCCCAUGCCUGGCUAAGACUCUUAACACUCCUGUGUUCCCGUCUCCUUGCAUUGUACCAGAAAUUAUGGGAAAGCCUCACCUUCCUCCUUUUCCAUGUCACUGGGUUUCUGUGAGUUUUCUGGGCGGCAUGGCCAAGUUCCAGAAGCAUUCUCUCCUGACGUUUUGCCUACAGGUUGUGAGGUCUGUUGGAAACUAGGCUAGGGAGGUUUAUGUAUCUGUGGAAGGUCCAGAGUGGGGGAAAGAACUCUUGUAUUUUGGAGGCAAGUGUGAAUGUUACAAUUAACUACCUUGAGUAGCAUUGAAAAGCCUGGUUGCUUCAAAGCCUGGCUGCUUCCUGCCUGGGAUAAUCAUACGUUGGGAGGUGUUAGCUGGCCCUGAUUGUUUCCUGUCUGGAAUUCCCCUGUUUUCAGAGUGUUGUAAUUUAUUUACUGUCAUGAUUUUAGAGGAUUUUUUUAUACACUGGUAGCCAGAUUUUAUUCAUUUUCAUUGUUUCCUCCUUAUAAUGAACAAUAUUCUGACAACAAAGAAUCCCCCUAGGCAGGAAUCAGCCUGGCGUUGAAGCUGCAAGACUUUUUAAUGUUAAUCAAGGUGAUUAAUUACAACAUUCACACUUGACUCCAACAGACAAGAGUUCUUUCUCCCAUCCUGAACCUUCCAGUUAUAUAAACCUCCCUUGCUUAGUUUUCCAAUAUACUUCACAACCUCCGAGGAUGCCAGCCAUAGAUGUGGGCAAAAUGUCAGGAGAGAAUGCUUCUGGAACAUGGCCAUACAACUCAGAAACCUCCUCCUCCAAAAAAAAAAAGGUCUCCCUCCCUUUUGCCUGAUCACUUCAGCACUCUAGGAAACCUCAAUUGUGGCAGAGAUUAUUGUGGGAAGAGUCAUCUUGCUUCUUUUCCAUGUCACUGAAAGGUUACCUGCUUUUGGGCCUGGCUGCCACCUAGUGUCUUGCAAAUUGAUCCCCCCUCCAACUGCCCUCCAAGCCUGAAAUCCCUUACUUUGGAAGCGGCUUAAUCUGCAGCAUCUGUGCAAUGAGGAAGUUUUUUUCCCUCCUUCCCUAAAUCCAUUUUAUUUUCUCCAGAAGAGAGGAGUGGCAAAGGAGGAACAGCCUGGGGUGUUUUUUUUAAUGUUGUCUUUAUUGUUGUUGGUUUGUGAGUGAAGGUUUUUUUUUUACUGGAAGAAUGAUUCCUGCAUUUUUAUUUUUUUCCAAUAAACUGAAAUCAAUGAGACUCUUCAAGGAUCAUGAAGCACAGCAGAAGCUUCAAAGUCUACACUGGGAAGGUCAAGGGGUUCUGGUUUGAGUGUUUGUGCCACCGUUUGGGACAGUGGAGCUCGCCUGUACCCUGUCUGCGGGUACUCUUGAAGGAAAAAGUGUUACCUUUUGAUUGUUUUGUUGUUUUGCACAAAGAUCUGGUCUGGUUUCGUAAAGUGACUGUCCCAGAGAUCGAGAUGCUGAUGGAUUUAUCUACCUGAUAUUGCUGCACAUCCCCGUUCAAUGUGAUCACAAAAUGAAGUAUAAAGGAAGUGGGGCGGAGUGGGAAGCUGCUAGGAAAUUUUCAGUGUAAAAAGAGGAAUUUGUCUUGCUCAGAAAGAUUCAGCUUCAUAUGCUAUUCCUCCUGACUGUAGUUUGUGUUUUGUCUGUUUUGGACCCCCAUUGCUUAUAUAUUCUUAAUUUUUGUUGUUGUUGCAAAGCUGCUUUUUAAAAAAUGGUUAUAAAAACAACAAAUAAUAGUAGUAAACAGUGGUUUAUAAGUUGCAAGGCUGUACACAUGCCUGUGUUGUUGUCUCACGGUCACCUCUGGUUGAAUGGGUCUUUCAGGGUUGUUUUUAAAAACACAAAACUUGUAAGAUCUGCUAGAGAGACAAGUGAGAUUGGGAUGCAUGUCAUGAAGCAGUAAUGUUUCAACCACUGGGAGAUGGGAGGUGGCAGAGAAGAAACCUUGCCUUGAUGUGAUAAAUUUGGAUCUUCUAAGUGUAUUUAACAGCUUAGCUGAUAGCCAAGUGGAAGCAAGAGCUCAUGAAUUUGGGUGUAUUUUGGUCCUUUUGAUGUCAGUGGAGCUAAAAUAAGUUAAAUCACAGUAUUUUAGUAUAAGCUUUUGUCCUUUUCAGCCUAAAUAAUAUUAGAUCAGAGGUACGCUAGCUUUUUGGAACACUAAAGCAUUGUACUGGUUCCUUCCCCCCCUUUCCCUCCCCUCCGCUCCUUGAGUUUUCAUUCUUUUGUAGAGCCAUUGAUGGUGGCUGAACUUUAGCAUUUGAACCCUAGUUUGCACUUUAAAUUAUGUGGUGUUUAUUGUUCCAAAUUUCACUUCAGAUAAUUAAAAUAGAAUGCAAGUGUGGCAUUGGGUUAUUUGUAAUCCUUGGUGGAUUGAUGUUUGAGAGACUGAAGGGUUUUUUUUAGGAGCAAAAGGUAAUUUAUACAAAAAUAAAACACCUAGUUAUGUGGUGACUUAUGAAAUAAGUGUUUGGUUAAAUGUGCAAGCAUGAAAGUUGGCCUAGCCAAUUCUGUGGUGCAAUAUGUAGCUGUGGUCUUCUGAAAUGGUAUUGGAGCCGAAUCUGUCUUGCUUAGGUGAAGAGUUGAUAGAACCAUGUGCAUGCAGCAGUGCCUAGGCUGUUGAAUACGUAGAACUCAUAAUAAUUAUUAUUAUGGUCAGCUGUAUGUGCUGUUAAGUAGCAUGUGUUCAACCCAUCAAGUGAGUUGUAAAUCUGUAGAUGAAAUAUGUCUUGCUCUGGUUCGACUAAUAAAACCUAGACUAGUAGAAAUUGGAUGCUUUAAUAACUGGAUAAUGAAGGCAGUUUGUUCAUUCCAUUGCUGGUAGGCAUACUGUUUCACUGUUAAUGCUCAAAAAGUAGAUCUCUUAUCUGCCCCUGUUUGAUUGUCUUGCCUGCUUCCCCCUGACCUCCCAACUCCAGUGCAGGCUCAGGAAGGAAAAAAACCCCUCAUGUUUCUAAAUAGCAAUCUCAUUCCUCUGGCACUGGACCAGUGUAGGUCUUCCUUUCUCUCAGAAGGAAGACUUGAUUGCAUUGUGGUGGAGAGGCAUUUCUUUACAAACAACUGCUAAAGAGUAGUAGCUAAAGUUCUGUAUUUGUGUUUUUCUGUCUUUCAAAUUAUUUUCAAAAUCACUAUUUUGUGUUCUGUCAAAGAUUGCUUUGUAUUUAUUAGACAAUGCGGAACUUGUAAUACUGGAGAAGUGCAAAACUCAUAUUCUUAUUAAACUGAUUCGGUUUUGAUGCA
This is a messenger RNA of Anolis carolinensis (green anole), 4311 nucleotides long. Its product is annotated as histone H2A type 2-B. The coding region runs from base 171 to 551 and encodes 126 amino acids. Gene Ontology annotation, biological process: heterochromatin formation. Gene Ontology annotation, molecular function: protein heterodimerization activity; DNA binding; structural constituent of chromatin. Gene Ontology annotation, cellular component: chromatin; nucleosome. Lineage: Eukaryota; Metazoa; Chordata; Lepidosauria; Squamata; Anolidae. The record is from RefSeq and is a predicted model, not a curated record. The transcript is spliced from 2 exons.